AAACGGAAACCUACAUAAAAAAGAAGAGAAAAUUGGAUCAAGACAAAAAUAAAAUAAAUACUGUAAAUAACGACAAGAAAAACUGGUACUUAUCUUUAGACCAACAAGAGUUAGUCAAACAAGGAAAAGCAAAUUUGAAAUCCAAAUCACCAUUUUCGGCGCCAAUUUCGCGAAAACCUACAAAAGACAAACAGGAAGCCAAAUUGAAAAGUAAUCCAAGAAAUGAAACUGGUACUCUACCGUUAGACCAGUUGAAUUCAAAAUCCCCAUUCCCGACAUCAAUUUCACGAAAACCUACAAGAAUUAGUCAAAUAAGAAUAAACCAAAUUGAAAACAAUUCAGAAAAAAAAAAUCAAACUCGUAUUUAUCGGUGCGUUCCUGGAAAGUUCGAAUCACUAUUUUUGAAAGUCCAAAUUCCUAUUCCCG
Molecule: messenger RNA, 426 nt
Organism: Scutellospora calospora
Lineage: Eukaryota; Fungi; Glomeromycota; Glomeromycetes; Diversisporales; Gigasporaceae
Source: the annotation of a GenBank genome assembly